Molecule: messenger RNA, 12821 nt
Organism: Dunckerocampus dactyliophorus (ringed pipefish)
Lineage: Eukaryota; Metazoa; Chordata; Actinopteri; Syngnathiformes; Syngnathidae
Product: potassium voltage-gated channel subfamily B member 1-like
Exons: 3
Coding region: 493-2781 (762 amino acids)
Biological process (GO): potassium ion transmembrane transport; protein homooligomerization
Cellular component (GO): voltage-gated potassium channel complex; membrane
Molecular function (GO): protein binding; delayed rectifier potassium channel activity
Source: RefSeq, a predicted model, not a curated record
GGAGCCUCAGAGAAGUAAAGCCGGGCAGCAGCAGCAGCAUCCACUCAGUCAGUCCACUCUGCCAGCCCGGCUGGAGCACACUCUGCGGUCCUGAGGAGGAAGGCACCGAGCCCACGGUCUUCCCCGACCGGGUCUACUUGUUGAUUCGCAGCAGGACGAGGAGGAGGAGGAGGAGGAGGAGAAAGAGGAGGAGGGGGUACGCACUGGACGUGACGUGUUGGUUGAAAAACGAAGAGGAGAGGAGCUAUACAUUUCUAUCAUGUCUCUACGCUGCUCAUGAUGCCUUCAUCAGACCCUCAGCUUCGUGCAGGAGAUCCGGACGUGUUGGCCACCUUUUGACGCGGGUGUUCCUGGGAGGAAGAUGCCUCACGUGCAUGACUUACAGGAGGCACACCAAGGAGAAGAUCUCAGACCCUGAUGAGGUCCCCCAAAGGACCAUGUCUUUUUAACCCCCACCGGACCGCACCAUCUCGCCUUUUGCACAAGUGAAAGAUGAUCAAAGCGGCGUCCAGGUCGGCUGUCACGCUGCCGCCGGACACGAUGGAUAUCAUCCGCAGCAAGCACACCCGCCGAGUGAGGCUCAAUGUCGGGGGUCUCCUCCAUGAGGUCCUGUGGAGGACGCUGGACCGGCUGCCCCGUACCAGACUAGGCAAGCUGCGGGACUGCAACACCCACGACUCCAUCAUGGAGAUAUGCGACGACUACAGCUUGGACAGCAACGAGUACUUCUUCGACAGACACCCCGGCGCCUUCACGUCCAUCCUCAACUUCUACCGCACGGGGAAGCUGCACAUGAUGGAGGAGAUGUGCGCCCUGUCCUUCAGCCAAGAGCUGGACUUCUGGGGCAUCGACGAGAUCUACCUGGAGUCCUGCUGCCAGGCCAGGUAUCACCAGAAGAAGGAGCAGAUGAACGAGGAGCUCAAGAGGGAGGCGGAGAACUUGAGGGACAGGGAAGGCGAGGAGUUCACCACCACGUGCUGCUCGGAGAAGAGGAAGAAACUUUGGGACCUCUUGGAGAAGCCCAGCUCGUCGUUUGCUGCGAAGAUCCUGGCGAUCAUCUCCAUCCUCUUCAUCGUGUUGUCCACCAUCGCCUUGUCCCUCAACACGCUUCCAGAGCUGCAGUACACAGAUGAGUUUGGUCAUCCCACAGAUAACCCCCAGCUGGCCCACGUGGAGGCCAUCUGCAUCGCCUGGUUCACCAUGGAGUACCUGCUGCGCUUCCUCUCCUCACCCAACAAGUGGAAGUUCUUUAAGGGUCCGCUGAACAUCAUCGACCUGCUGGCCAUCCUGCCCUAUUACGUCACCAUCUUCCUGACGGAGUCCAACAAGAGCGUGCUGCAAUUCCAGAAUGUCCGACGUGUGGUUCAGAUUUUCAGGAUCAUGCGGAUCCUGCGUAUUUUGAAGCUGGCUCGUCACUCCACGGGUCUUCAGUCUCUGGGCUUCACCCUCCGCAGGAGCUACAACGAGUUGGGACUGCUUAUCCUUUUCCUGGCCAUGGGUAUCAUGAUCUUCUCCAGUCUUGUGUUCUUCGCCGAAAAGGAUGAGGAGGACACCAAGUUUAAAAGCAUCCCAGCGUCCUUCUGGUGGGCUACCAUUACAAUGACCACCGUAGGCUAUGGAGAUAUUUAUCCCAAAACCCUGCUGGGAAAGAUCGUAGGGGGGUUGUGCUGCAUCGCUGGGGUGCUGGUGAUCGCCCUGCCCAUCCCCAUCAUCGUCAACAACUUCUCUGAGUUCUACAAAGAACAAAAGAGGCAGGAGAAAGCCAUCAAAAGGAGGGAAGCCCUAGAGAGGGCAAAGAGAAACGGCAGCAUCAUCUCCAUGAACAUGAAGGACACCUUUGGACGCAGUGUGGAUCUGAUGGACAUCAUGGUGGAGAAAACGGAAGCCGGGAAAAAGGUGCAAGUCAACCACGUGACUCAUUCGCCGCAGAAAGGGAAGCCUCAACCCCAGUCUGAAGCGAGCCCCAGCAAGCAGAACCUGGAAUCAAGCCACCAGGAGCAGGCGAAACCUGCAAGCAACCCUCAGCAUCUCAGCGCUCAGACACUGGAGGAGAUGUACGACAAAAUGGCCAAGACCCAGUCGCAGCCGGACCUCAACGGCAAGGACAAGCCUAAAGCUGGGAGGCAGAGAGCUGAAUUUGAGAUGGCAGCCGUGACGGACGUGAGGAACAUGUCCAGCAUCGACAGCUUCAUCAGCUGCGCCACCGACUUCCCUGAGAGCUCUCGCUUCUCCCACUGCAAUAAUCCCCUGAGGGUCAGCACCAAUCCAAGUCUGGAGCCCACCUUGGAGAAUGACAAUGAGGACAGCGCGACACCCCUGACAGGACAGAGCCCCAUGGGUCUGCGUUGUAGCAAUCCACUCAAGGCCCACUCGGUGAGGGCUAGUAGGUAUUCAGGGACGGGGGUCCUCUCAGAUGGUUCCUCACUGCAGAGUCCAGAGGUGUCGGUCUACACGACUGCAAGCAGCAGGACGCCCAGCAAGAGUCCGGAGAAUUUACCACCGAACAUCUUCACAUUCCACGACGCUUCCAUCAACAAGUUCAUCGACGCCGACACGGACGAGGAGGAGCACCUGCACGACGGAUCGACAAUCAGCCCGGCGCAGAGACUCCUGGGAAGAAUCAGUCCCAGAUUUGGCCACCGGGGGGCAAACCACAUGGAGGGCCUCCAGCGGAAGCUGGGGAACAGCACGAUGCCGCUGGACGGGCAGGAGAACCACGUGGCUCAGGAGGGACGGCUGCUUCAGGGAGACAUGAGCCAUUCCAAAACGUUUAACAAGUGAGGACACACGCGAAGCACAGAGACCUCGAAGAAACAACACAUCCUAAACUUUACUGCAUUUGAAGGAUUGACUUCUGGAUGACUGCAAAGGUUUUUGUGUUCGACAUAAAUUCCACCAGAGGUUCUAACGGUUUUAUGAGGAUUUAGUAGGAUUUUGUACAAAAUGCACUGUAAAUAGUAGGAGACUGACAGUUUAGAUCUUACUUUAAAACGACUUACUUUAAAGCGAUCGCCCAAAAUCCUUAACCCAUCAUCCUAAAUCAGCGUGUCCAAAGUGCACCGUGGGGGCCAUUAGCGGCCUGCGGCUCUUUUUUAUUGGCCCAUGGCACAUUCUAAAGAUGUAAUUUAACAAGAAAACACACAAAAUAAAAAACAAUGGCAAAAAUGGGAAAAUCUGUAGUAAUUUUGAAAGAAUGAAGUCAAAAUAUUAAGAGAACAAAAAAUCAGAAUUUUUGAAAAAUAACAUAGUUUUAGUGGCAUAGAGUCGAAUUACUAACGAAAAAAGACGUGAUAAAUGGUCAUUUUCGGGGAAAUUAGGUUGCGGAAAACAUUACGGGAAUAAAGUCGUAAUAACGAGAGGAACAUUCUCAAGAAGGAAGUUGAAAUAGUUGGCAAAUGUAAACAACAACAGAGAUGGAAAAAAACAGCUGUAAUUUUACCAGAAUAAAGUCGCAAUAUUAACAGUGAAAAAAAGACGUAAUCUAACGAGGAAAAAAGUAGCAACUUUACAAGAAUAAACUAAUUCUCUAAACUCUAUGCUACUAAUGUCAUUUUAGUAGCGUAGAGUUGAAAUAUUAAAGAAACAAUAUAUAGUUUUUAAAAAAGUUUAGGUUGCGGAAAAAGUAGGGAUGCUCUGAUCAGGGUUGUAUGCUGCCAAUUCCGAUACCGAUCGACCAUCAGUGAGAUCGGCUGAUACCGAUCAUAUGGAUUAACUGUACACUUUUCGGUGUAUUUACGAUGAGUGGUAUUGGUCAGGGGCGCCAUUAGACAAUCCCAAGCGCCCCUGGCAAAUACAGUAGGUAGUGAUUAAAAAAUAAACAUUUGGGCACAUUGUUGUUUUUUUUGCCUUUAUUUGUGUGAAACAAUUUUUGUACUAUUUGACACAAACCCGAAUUUAAUUUGAUGCAGGUUUUGUACUUAUACAAAUACACGGGAAAUAAACUGUUCAAUAAUAAUUUUUUUACUCAAGAUAACAAAAUGAACAGAAUAAAUUGAGUGAGCAGGUUGCAGGGGGUCCAACUUUCAUCACUAUUAGAGAUGUCAACUAUUUGUCUUUGAAAACUAUUUUGGAGUCCAAAGACCAGAAGCUUGGCAGAUAACUUGCCAGCGGGCCGAUCAAUCAGAGCAUCCCUAGAAAAUGUUAUAUUACGGAAAUAAAAUAAAAAUAUUAUGGAAAUAAAGACAAUUUAUAAAGAUUGUGGAAAGAAGAAAGUUGCAAUAUUUUGGAAAAAAACAACAGGAAAAAUGGUGAAAAAAAAGUUGAAAGUAAUAAUGGGCUUUUCCACCUUUAGCACAAAGCUGAGAUGCAGUUUUUUAUUGAAAUAUAUAUAGAACUUUUUAGCAUAUCUUUACAAAAUAUCAAAGUGGCAAAGUUGCAUCUUUUGAUUUUUCAUUAUGUGGUCCUCGCUGGAAACACGUUUGGACACCCCUGUCCUAAAUGCUCUGUCAUGAAGCCAUAAGAGACCACUUUAAACACGUUACAUGUCCUAAAAUGGACCCUAUACAGCUUUGUGCUUGACUGUCCCAAAGGGAGGUACAAGAAACAUUUUGGAGUGGUUGUUAUGCGAGUGUCCCAUAUGACGGUGUAUUAGGGCCACAUUGAAAAAAAAAAAUCUGAGCUUUGGAGAAUAAAGUUGGAAAUCUACGAGAAUAAAGUUGUAAAUUUCUGGAAAAAAAAGUAUUAAAUUUACCAGAAUAAAGUGGUAAAUUUACGACAAAAAAGUGGUAAUAUUACGAGAAUAACGUCAUAAAUUUCUGAGAAAAAAAGUCUUACAUUUCCGAGAAAAAAGUCGUAAAUUUCCGAGGAAAAAGGUGUAAUAUUACGACAAUAAAGUCGUAAAUUUACGAGAAAAAGUCACAAUAUUACGAGAAUAAAGUCGUAAAAUUACAAUAAUAAUGUCAUACAUCCAUCCACCCAUCCAUUUUCUAUACCACUUCUCCUCUUUUGGGUCGCGGGGGCAUGCUGGAGCCUAUCCCAGCUGACUUCGGGCGACGGGCGGGAUACACCAUGGACACAUGUACAUGUAAAAAGUCGUACAUUUACAGGAAAAAAAAGUGGUAAUAUUACGAGAAUAAAGUGGUAAUAUUACGAGAAUAAAGUGGUAAUAUUACGAGAAUAAAGUGGUAAUAUUACGAGAAUAAAGGGGUAAUACAGUAUGAGGUGUGAUGGUGUCAUACGUAUCAGAGGGAAAACAGAUCAUAGCUCUUCAGGAAGGAAGGAAACUUUCCUCUUGCUUCAGGCAAGCUUUUAUUUAUAACGUGGCAGCAAAACACAGCAGUUGAGCAUUUAGCAUUUAGAUUAGCCCUCCUCACUUCCUCCUUCCUUACCCCGCCCCUUCCACAUGCCCAAGGCCAAUGCUACAUAAGUCUUUCAUUUUCAUAGCUGUCCAAGUUAGCAGUUUUUUUUCUCGCAAAUGUAGGACUUUAUUUUCGUAAUAUCACGUUUUUUCUCGUACAUUUAUGACUUCAUUCUCAAAAUCUUUGAUUUUAUUUUUCAAUGUGGCCCUAAUACGCUGUGGUAAUCCCAGGACAUGGUUUCUCCAAAAUGGUAAGCUAGCUCAUUUCCACUAGUGUAUUUUCUGCCAUUAUAGGCCAUUUCAAACCCAGUUAACAAUUCUAAAUAUUACACUUCAACUCUUCUUACUGUAGUUCUUCAUUGAAUUUACUAUAUAAAACAAGACAGGAAAUAUCGCUAUCGUUGCUUUUAGCCUUCAAAUUGCUAUAAUUCUCGCACAAAACCCCCACUGUAACUUUCGGGUGUUGCGUCAAAUCACUGCCAAAUUUGGUACACACCUUCAGGGGACCGGCAAGCACACGUGUGUCAAAUUUGAGCGAGACUGGUUGAAAAACAUGGCCGCCAUCAAGCAAAACAUGUGCAGGGGCGGGACUUGGCAAGUAAUUGUCCAUCAGUCAUUGGUCAUUUGUUUAAGGAUUACAAAACUGUGAGGAUAUCUUCAUGACAUGUAUGCUAGCAUGUCUUCCAAAGCAUUUGACCACAACCCAUAGGGGGUGCCGCUAAUGGGGUGUCCUAAUUUGUUCGCAUUUUGUCACAUACUCCUAUUAUUGACUUUAUUGUACUAUUUUUAAUCGUUCAAGACAUAAUUCAAUUGUAUAUAUUGUGUUGCAUUUUUCUGGUCAUAUUUUGUGCAUUUUCAAAGAGUGAUCAUAAAACCAUAACAUAUUGAUUAGCCAGUUGGAACCCAAUACGAUGAAUCACAUUUUGUACGAUUUUCUACUAAAUUCUCAUGUUCAAAACCACUACUAUUAUUACUGUUGUUGUAGCCCAGAUUUUUAUCUAAUAGUUACCACCUCACUGAAGGACUUUUACAGACAAAAGCCUAUUUUUGUGGGAGGUUGCGGGGUAUUAGUUAAAAAAACAAACAAAGGGCAAACCAGAGGGCAUUGAAACGUGACAUGAAACUAUUGUAGUGUGAACAGUUUAACCCAAAAUCUUUCAUAUCCUUGGCAAAUAUGGAGUUCCAUCCAUCCAUCUUCUACCGCUUAUCCGAGGUCGGGUCGCGGGGACAGCAGCCUAAGCAGGGAAGCACAGACUUCCCUGGCCCCAGCCACUUCACCCAGUUGCUCCCAGUGGAUGCAGAGGCCAGUUGAGAGACAUAGUCUCUCCAGUGUGUCCUGGGUCUCCCCUCUACUAGUCUACCAUGCCCUGAACACCUCCCCAGAGAAGCGCCCGGGAGGCAUCCUCACCAGAUGCCCGGGCCACCUCAUCUGGCUCUUCUCAAUACGAAGGAGCAGCGGUUCUACUCAGAGUUUCUGAUGUUUAUCUCAGAGGGAGAGCCCAGUCACCCUAUGGAGAAAACUCAUUUCGGCUGCUCGUACCCGAAAUCUAGUCCUUUCAUUCACUACCUAAAGCUCAUGACCGUAGGUGAGGGUAGGAACGUAGAUGACCGAUAAAUUGAGAGCUUUGCCUUUCGGGUCAGCUCUCUCUUCACCACAGUCGACCGAUGCAGAGUCCGCACCAAUUCGCCUGUCGAUGUCGCGUUCCAUCCAUCCCUCACCUGUGAACAAGACCCCGAGGUACUUAAACUCCUUCACUUGGGGCAGGAUCUCAGCUCAGCUCAUCUGGAGAUGGCACUCCACCCUUUUCUGGGAAAGAACCAUGACAUGAACCAUGAUGAUCAUGAAAACCAAAUAUGGAGUUAGUGUACUUUUAUUUGCUAAGUUGGUAUCUUUUAGUUGGAAAUGACAGAAGAAAGAGACAAAAAUGAUGAGAAUGCAGAAUACUUUCCAUUAAUACAACUUGUGGACCAACUUUACACCCUUGGCAGGGUCCUUGAGGGCACAUGAGAGUAUGCCCAACCAGUCCACAUGUGUUUUGUGAUCCCGUCAUCUGGGAGAAACUCUGAUUAGAACCACUGCUCCUCCGCACUGAGAGGAUCCAGAUGAGGUAUCUUGGGCAUCUGGUCGCUUCCCUGGGGAGGUGUUCAGGGCACGUAUGACCAAUAGGAGGCCUCGUUGGAGAGACUAUGUCUCUCAACUGGCCUGGGAACGUCUUGGGAUCCGCCAGGAGAAGCUGGAUGAAGUAGCCGGGCAGAGGGAAGUCUGGGCUUCUCUGUGUAGACGAUGGAUGGAUGGGAUACAACUUGUUAUGGUCUUUUGCGAAGUUCACAAGGGAUACAAAAAUAACUUUUUGGCCAGGGUAUGAAUACUUUGGGGGUUAACUGCAUGUAAUUGUGUCCAGAAAAAGAAUUUUCUUUAUGUUUUGGAUAAAAAGCACAACAUUUGGCGACACAGUACAUGUUUUUCAUUGGACAAUGAUGCUAUGUUGUAGGGGGGAUCUGCAGUAUCCCGAUGAAGUGUUACAAGGUUUAAUUGUGUCAUUACUCCACAACACUUUGUCUAAAUUCUUCAAAACUGGCCUUGGUUGACCUGGUCUGUAAUUUGAUGUCUGUAUAGGUUGAGCAGAUGCAGUACAUGCUGUAUGAAUGUGUGCAAUAAUGAUCUGUUGUCGUGUUAUCAGUGUGAAGUCCAGGAGUGUGUGUGUUCUUAUGUUGUACUGCGCAUGCAGAGAGACACUGUGAGGCUGCUGCAUCCGCCGGUUUCCCCCAGAAAGAGCACCUUACCAUAGAGGAAAAGAAAUAGUCUUAUUGCACGUGGGUGUAUAGUCCAGGCCAGAGAUGGUUGUACGGUGUGCGACGGGAGCAAACACACAGCAGUGUCCACAUGCGCCAAACACAGAAAUGAUCCCAAAACACCUUAAGACAAAUAGGUUUUGCGUUGUCUAGCUCCUUAAAAACGAUUUUUGUUGCUGGGAGACUAUCUUCCAUACACGCUCGCACAGACUUCUUCCACUUUUUGGCUAGCCUGGCUCGCUGCUUUACUUUGCUUAUAACAGUAUGUUUUCAUAAUGCCUUUUGCCAGCUCGAGACAAAGAUCAGCCGGUGUCAGCUACUCUCUCCUUUGUUGGCUUUGUUGUACUUUUUGUGAGUCUCAUUAAAGAGACUAGUAAAUGUUUUUCGGCUUCACUCCUUUGCAUCUAGGGUCCAGGCCUACACAGCACAUAACAAUUUCCUUUACAUCUUUAUUAAACACUUCGAUAGCUCCAUAAUACUGUAAAAUAUUAUGUCCUCAGUCUUUAAAGACGGAAAUCCCCCAGGUGUGGUAGCCUGGCUACUUCAGUUUUAUUCUGUAAACUUGCAGCAUCUCUCCCAUGCAGUUGUUUUGGGGGUUUGUGUGCAUUUUUGGCAUGUGCAGCAUUUUUGUUUUGCAGUGGUUUUGCAGCACCUAAAAAUGGUUGAAAAUACCACAUUUCCGAUGGGUCGACUUUUGGCACUUUUUUUUUCCAGGUCUGCACCUGUCACGAAACACAUUUUCUAAAAAGUUUGCUUCAACUUAAUUUUUCUGCUCCAUGAGGUGAGGGGAAACCUCUUACACCCUCAUGGGGUGGGGUACCGGCAGGACCCAAAAAUGACAAAAAACACCACUUUCUGAUUAGUCGACUUCUGGCAUUUUUGGAAAGUCCAUGCCUGUUGCGAAACAAAUUUUAAAAAAUGUUACUUCAACUUCACUUUUCUGGUCCUGGAGGUGGGGGGAAACCUCUUACACCCUCACGGGGUGGGGUCCCAGCAGGACCCAAAAAAGACAGAAUACGGCACUUUCCGAUCAGCCAACUUUUGCCAUUUUUUCAUGGCACUUCAACUGCACUUUUCUGGUCCGGUAGGUGGACGAUACCUUUCACACCCUCAUGGGGGGGGGGUUCCCAGCAGGACCCAAAAAUGACAGAAAACACCACUUUGGGUCAAGUUUCACAUUUUUAAUGUGUGUUUUUGGCCUUGGAUCAUUUCUGCGUUUGCCCCCGUUGGCUACCGUAUGGUUGUCCCCAAUGUAGCCACAAAACGUAUCAAAUCAUCACUCUUUAGCUGGAUAUACACCACUGACAUUGUGGAUUCAGGAGGAUAUUACAAAAAAAACCCACCAGUUUAUUGUACAAGGAAAGGAAAAUCAUUUAUAUUUUUAAGAUAUUUUAUAAAAAAGAAUGGACUUGGGUAAAUAUAUCAUACUAACCUCAUAGUUGUGCAUUUCAGUGUUUGAAAUGCGUUUGACGAUCUGUAGAGCGGUAGAUGCAUUUUUAAUGUACUGGUGUGAACGUCUCUCCCUUUAUCCUUUGUGCAAUACGAAGAACCAAAGACAACUUCUCUCCGAUAGUUCAUGAAGGUGAUACAUGUGUUGAAUAAAUGUCUGAAUACAGUAUUUCAGGGAGCUCGUUUAUUUGCAGGCGAAUGAAGGACACGGACAGACUUUGGUUUGAGUUUUUAAACUUCCAGGAAAACCCAUAACAAGAAGCUCAUUUGAUAUUUUUAGUCAUCCAAUCAUGAUUUUAUAACACUGUCUGCAUCUGUUUUAGAGCUAAUUCAUAAAACAAUGUGUAUUUAGUGAAUGGUAUUUGUGUGCUUUUGCUAAACAGAGACAACCACACACAUCUGUCUAAUGUCACGUUUGUGCAGGCUUUUGUAAGGCAUUAUUUGGCGUUAUUUGGUGAUUUUUCACAGCCAAUCGGCAAAGAAAGGUAAUAAUACUCAUGAAAAAGUUCAACAGUAAUCCCUUGCCACUUUGCGCUCCAUGGUGGUUUUUCUAAAUUAUAUUUAUUAAUAAAUCAUGUUGUUUGGUGGUUGAAUACGGCCUAUUAUUAGUCAUAAAAAUAUAUUAAAUGAAGCAUUUUCAAGCAUACAAAUGGCUAACUGAAGCAAAAUACAAAUAUCAGGCAUUCGGAAGAUGCAUUCAAAGACGUUGCGAUGAUAUGUAGUAUUGUACACUGGUCACUGGGUGUCAGUAAUGUUACUGUAAAACAGGUUUUUAUUGCAGUUUCAAUGGUCUCACAACGGGCACAAUAAUCCUUAACACGGGCUACUGUUGCGGCGGUAACCCACGCAAGCUAAAACUCAACUCUGAACCCCCGACGUCACUUCCUUUACAGCAACAUGUGUGAGCGUGAGUCUUAUUUAUGCCCGAUAUGUCUUACUUUAUCUUAUUAUUUCUACUGUAGGAGAAAAUAAGACAUAUCAGGCAUAAAUAAUAACUGCAUCGCAGUUGGAACAUCGCUCACUCACUCUGUCGCUGUUUCUUGGUUGACUGUGACAUAUGCAUAUUUGAGGACCAGACAUAUAAACAUGUAUAUUUAAGCAAACUGUACAAAUUUUGUUCCCCAAAUUAACCAUUUUCAACCAUAAAAAGUCAUUACAACCACCAUUCAACUUGUGCAUGUAGUCUUCAACAUUGGUCACUAGGUGUCAGUAAUUGUUUGGUGAGAUCAGCACCAAACUUGAUCCGAAACAACAGGCUUUUAUUGCAUGUUUAAAUGAUCUCACAACAGGCUCAAUAAUAAAAACUAGGGGUGUAACGAUUCGUUUUAAUAACGAUUCAAUCCGUAUCAUGAUUCACGGUUGCCGAUACGAUUCAAGGACGAUAUUGGUUCAUUUAGAGCGGUACGAUCCGAAACGAUUCAGUAACCUUAAAUUGAGUCAGUAAAUUUUUAUCCAAAAAUUCAACCAGUGUGACUGUGAAAUAAAUCGAUAUAUGUCGUCCGGAAUGGCAACUUGCCGUACACAGAUCGAUGUAGUUGGAUCAUAGGAAUAUAAAUCAGUACGUCGAUGUAGUAGAUGAAUCGUUACACCCCUAAUAAAAACAUAAUAAUAAUCAUAAUAAUAACAACAACACAGGUUACUGUUGUGGCUAAAACUCAACUCUGAGCCACUGACGUCACUUCCUGUCUGCCACCCAUUAUGCUCCCCUGCAAGGUAGACUGUCUUAAAUGGUUUAUUUACUCUUAUUAUAUCUACUAGUUUGGGUAAAACAAAUGUAAAGUUGACUAUAUGGGUGUUAUUUCUUGUCUAGAUGGCUAUAAUAAUGUACAAAAACUCAUUUAGAAGAUCAUAAAUAGGGUUUUCUAUGCCAUAACUAUGCAAAUAUUCCAUUUAUCAAGAAAUUCAUUUAUCACGUUUGGGUGUUGAACCAAUUAACCGCCAUAAACGAGGCACUACUGUAGUGCAAUAAAGUAUGUCAACAUAGUGAAAAUGAAUGAUCAGUAACAGGAGACAGGGUAGAAUGAAAUAAGCUCUGCUUCGUCCUCAUUUGUUUAGACAUGUUGCAAGCAAGUAUGAAAGAAAUAAAAGCGUAAGCAAGAGGGGAGUGGAGGUGAAAUGUGAAUGUGAGCCAGUGGAGAUGUCACCCUGAUUACCGCUGACAUCCAUGAUGACUGCAGCGCUGCACGGACACUACCUUCAAUCAUGAGGCCAAUGCUACCGCCUCCCGCUUCACUCUGUUUCUUUUUUUUUACAAAAACAAAAGAUGACGCCCUGUCGGUGUGACGUAUAGUUCAAUAACACACACUGCGCUCUGUUUUUCAUUCUAAGGACGGCUAUUCCACUUGGGUCUUUUGUGCGCAAUGACGACGCAAAAAUUGCCUGUGGGCGCGAGGAUGCAUGAGUCUAUAAAUACCACAGCAGGCAUGCUAAGUAGCGGGUCUGGGACAGCACAGCGGGCUGGGUUACAGCAAUGCCUUUGGACUAUGGGUGUCAUGGAAGUCUGCAGGAACAAACUUAGUGCAGGUCGACGUACGACUUCUGUUUCUAUGACGACAAUGUUAGCCUAAGUUGGAACCUAAAUUAGAGUAAAUGAACGCCUACGUCACUCACUCUGUACACGGAACACAUGAAGGACAUAUAAAAUACACUCUAAGAUGAACUGAUGAAGGUUGUCUUGGGCACUUGGAAGGGGCGUUGCAAGGGAGGGAGAGACAGGUUUAUUGAGAGGAGGACAUCUCACUUAUGACAGACACCACUACACUUUCAUAGAACCAGAUCCUUUCACAUGUUCAGAGACACCAUCCUCCUGCUUCGCGAUGGUUGCAAUGUUUAGAACGUUUCUCCACUUUUUCGGAGCUUUUUACGAUGUCUAAUUUCCCUUCACUUGUCACGGAAGAGUGUGCUUCAAGCCUGGGACACAUCAUGAAGGGAAAAGGUUCAGUUCAAAUGAGUGAAAGUGACGUCCUUCCUACAUAUUCUUCCGCCGCUUGCGCAUAACUAGCUCUUUUUCUUUUUGGACAGUGUUCAUCAUUUAUGGGAGUGCGUACCCAGUUGUUGAUUUUCAAGAAUAAAACUCAGAAAUUAACCAGAAAAAAGUCAUAAUAUUACCUUUGCCCAAGGCCAAAGGUCACAUACUUCCCUCACCCCCUUUUCAUAGCUGUCUCAGGCAACGCCUGUUACAACCGAGUAUUAAAAUAAUAAAAUAUUACGAGAAUAAGUCCUAAAUUUACGAGAAAAAACUGGUAACUUUAUGUUACAGGCAUUGCCUGAGACAGCUAUGACA